Molecule: messenger RNA, 537 nt
Organism: Nematostella vectensis (starlet sea anemone)
Lineage: Eukaryota; Metazoa; Cnidaria; Anthozoa; Actiniaria; Edwardsiidae
Product: 30S ribosomal protein S18
Exons: 6
Coding region: 42-500 (152 amino acids)
Biological process (GO): mitochondrial translation
Cellular component (GO): mitochondrial small ribosomal subunit; ribosome
Molecular function (GO): small ribosomal subunit rRNA binding; structural constituent of ribosome
Source: RefSeq, a predicted model, not a curated record
CCAGAUAUGAGCAUGGAGUAUCAGCGGUUUCUCGAUUCAAGAUGGCGGCUUGCGUUGGCCGACUUUCGCUUCUGCGUUUCGGUGGAGAAAGAUUGCCUUUUAUGCCAAAACCGACAGCGGUGUCCGCUGUAAGACAAAUGCAUAUCACCCCACCAGUCUUUGAAGGAAAAUACCAUUAUCUGGAAAGAAAACGAAAGCUUAGAAAGGAGAGAGAACAGGAGUUAAUGGCACGAUACGAGCGUCUAGAUGAAGAAGAUCGCCCAACUGGUUGUUUACUUUGCCCAAAAAGAACAGAUGUCACUAUUGAUUAUAAGAAUGUAAGAUUGCUGUCACAGUUCAUCUCAUCACAUAGUGGAAGAAUCUACAAUAGAAGAGUCACAGGUCUGUGCGACAAGAAACAGAAAGAGAUAACAAAUGCCAUAAAAAGAGCAAGAGCGAUAGGGUUGAUGCCAGUCACCAUGAAGCACCCCGAGUUCCACAACGACCCAAAACUUUUCUAACCUAGAAAUUAAGUGUAAAUAAAUAAAGUUAAAUGUU